UUUGUUUCCACACGGCUACAUGAGUGGACACCAUAGUCUUAUGGUAAUAGAGCAUGGUGUAGUUGAAUAAUACUACAACCUUCAAGUUCGAUGGCUCUGUCCUGUUACACCUUCAUCUCUGCUUCUCCACCUUCACUCUCACUCCAAAGCCACCGUCCCUCACAUCUUCCCCGUCGAGUUUUCUAUCCAAGUGCUUCCUUAAGCUCUUCAUCCCCUGAAUCUACUGCAUCAUCAUCAUCACCACAAAGUGGUCCCUCUGCAUCAACCAGCACCACCACUACCAAAGCUUCAUCCACCCCUUUUGUGGAGUCUAGACCACCUGACCCUGCCUUCAACUAUGCAUAUGCCAACACCAAUGGCAGCCCGAUUGUUAGGAUGGUUCGAGCCACUGAGUCUUCCAUUGAAAGGAUCAUUUUCGACUUCCGUUUCUUGGCACUCCUUGCUGUUGGAGGUUCCUUGGCUGGGUCACUCUUGUGCUUUUUAAAUGGCUGCAUUUAUAUUUUUGAUGCAUACAAAGUCUAUUGGACAUGCUGUGUCAAAGGAGUUCACUCUGGAAAGAUGGUUUUGCGGCUGGUUGAAGCAAUUGAUGUUUAUCUUGCUGGAACAGUCAUGUUGAUUUUUGGUAUGGGCUUAUAUGGAUUGUUCAUAAGCAACACACCUCCUGAUGUGCCACCUUCUGUAGACCGUGCCCUUAAAGGAUCAUCUCUAUUUGGGAUGUUUGCUUUGAAGGAGAGGCCUAAGUGGAUGAAAAUCAGCUCACUUGAUGAACUGAAGACAAAAGUGGGGCAUGUUAUUGUCAUGAUUCUUCUGGUGAAAAUGUUUGAGAGGAGCAAAAUGGUUGCCAUUUCCACAGGAUUGGAUUUGCUUAGUUAUUCAGUUUGUAUUUUCUUAUCAUCCGCAUCUUUGUAUAUCCUUCAUAAUCUGCAUAAGACUGACUAGAAUGUAGUAGACAUUGUAAUAUUCUUGAUCCAUUCCUGUAAGUAAAAGCUCAUAUGAUCCAUACAUUUAUUGCUGAAUCUUUUGUUCAUCAAUGAGAAGAAAUGCAAGGGGUUUACCUACACUAAA
Molecule: messenger RNA, 1065 nt
Organism: Lotus japonicus
Lineage: Eukaryota; Viridiplantae; Streptophyta; Magnoliopsida; Fabales; Fabaceae
Exons: 5
Coding region: 91-939 (282 amino acids)
Source: RefSeq, a predicted model, not a curated record